AUGAGGGACAGCAGGAGGACACAAGCAGGUCAGGACUGUGUCCAACCUGGGGCUAACCCACCUCACCAACACAAAACCAACCAGUAAGAACCGGUUUGUACUGGACUGGCACAGGUCUAGUCUGGUUCUGACCACUCCUUCCUUCCAUUGGCUGUAAAUUAAACAGUUAGGAAAUGAUUAUUACAUGUUCCAGAUCAGUCAUUUAACCACAAUGCAGCCCAUUCUAAUAGAAUGGGGCCUCAAAUGUAGCAUUCCAGAAUUUGCGCUGCAGUUGACAAUUGCAAAUUUCCAAAGCACAACAAGUUUGCUAAUUCUCUCUGUGUAAGAACAUCAGCUAAAGCUAGACAAAGAGGUGGAGGGAUGGGGAAAAUGUUUAGUAUAACGUAACGCAUCAUGUUUUUCUCUUUCUCUCCUUCUCCAGCCAGAUGCCAGAGAGAGCAAAGCAGAGGACAGAGAUGCAGGUGGAGUCCAACGUUGUCGUGGCUGUCAGGUUUCUUAUUGUUCAUCAUUAUAUGUGUCUACUGAGAGGAUUUCAGCAAACUGGAGAAGUUAACAUGAAAAUUAUAGGAAUGGUGAGAUACUGUGUCUGUUUGUGUGUGUGGGUGUGGGCAUGUGUGUGCAUGUGUGUGUACAGGGUAAGGCCUCUGACUGAAGAUGAGCAUAACAGGGGAGAUGUGACCAUCGUGUACUGUCCAGACCAGCACAGUCUACUGGUGAGGCCGGAACGCACAUAAACACACAUCAUACCCUCGUCUCUCUCUCAUUCUUCUCUCUCACACACCCUCUUCUCUCGCUCAUCCUUCUCUCUCUCACACCCUCUUUCCCUUGGCUCUCCUUUCACUCACUGUCAUCUCUCAAUCACACAUCCUCCCCCCCACCCCCCCCCUCCACCCUCUCUCUAGGUGGGUGCGUCGGGGCAGGAGAGGGCGUUUGCGUUCGAUGUGGUCCUGGGCCCUGAGAGUUCCCAGCAUGCCAUGUUUCAAGAGUGUGGCAUGACUCGUCUCAUAGACAUGGUGGUCCAGGGGUGAGAGACGGUCAGGAGGCUCAUGGGUAGUGCAGUUGUUCAGGAAUUUUUUUUGUAGUCAAACACGCAUCAUAGCUUGUGAGUUGGUAGCAGUUGCAUACCGUCACGGCCUUCAAAGCCUUCAGAGAAGGUCUAAGAAUAUAUAAAAUACAAAUCUACAUUAUUUUGUAGUGCAACUUUGCAGGGGGUGACGCAAACUACUUCUAGUCUUAGUGAGGGUGGAGUCACUCACUAGACAGCUAGUUCAAAAUCUCAUUCUGCUACACAAGACAGAAACAACAGUUGAAUGACUAGGGACCACAUCAUCUUCAUCUGUUCAUCUAUUGUUCUCUACGACAGGUUCUGCUGUACUGUGUUUGCUUUUGGACAGACAGGCUCAGGGAAAACAUACACCAUCACUGGGCCGCACUCUCUGGUCAGUACUGUUAGAUUCUAAAUAAACAGAGUAAAAACUCACAGACAGCUAGGAAAGCUCAAACCAUGUUUAUUCACCCACUGGGUCACACAGCUGCAUAAGACAAAGACAUAUUCACACAAGCACUGGUAUUUAAACCUUCCUCCUAUGCUGAGUCGCAUCCUUACACAUAUGGACAGCCAAUACAUCUCUGUUGCUAGACAGGACUUUAGUGAUGCCUGUUCUUUCUCACUUAAUCUGACCUGACCUCUGGACAAAUUCCUCACUCCUCCCCACCACACGGCUGUCCUGUUGACUUGUACCAGACUGUGGCCCUUCUCCUUUCCAUAGGAUACCUGAUGUCUAACAAUAACAUGUUCUGACAGAAUGUAAACGUUCUGCAUUCCCCUCUCUCCCUCAGUGACAGGAUUAAGGAUAAUUCAAGUUUACAGUGCCUUGCAAAAGUAUUCAUCCCCCUUGGCGUUUUUCCUAUUUUGUUGCAUUGCAACCUGUAAUUUAAAUGAAUGUUUAUUUGGAUUACAUGUAAUGGACAUACACAAAAUAGUCCAAAUUGGUGAAGUGAAAUGAAAAAAAUAACCUGUUUCAAAAAACUCUAAAAAAUAAAUAACGGAAAAGUGGUGCGUGCAUAUGUAUUCACCCCCUUUGCUAUGAAGCCCCUAAAUAAGAUCUGGUGCAACCAAUUACCUUCAGAAGUCACAUAAUUAGUUAAAUAAAGUCCACCUGUGUGCAAUCUAAGUGUCACAUGAUCUGUAACAUGAUCUCAGUAUAUAUACACCUGUUCUGAAAGGCCCCAGAGUCUGCAACACCACUAAGCAAGGGGCACCACCAAGCAAGCGGCACCAUGAAGACCAGGAAGCUCUCCAAACAGGUCAGGGACAAAGUUGUGGAGAAGUACAGAUCAGGGUUGGGUUAUAAAAAACUUUCAGAAACUUUGAACAUCCCACGGAGCACCAUUAAAUCCAUUAUUAAAAAAUUGAAAGAAUAUGGUACCACAACAAACCUGCCAAGAGAGGGCUGCCCACCAAAACUCACGGACCAGGCAAGGAGGGCAUUAAUCAGAGAGGCAACAAAGAGACCAAAGAUAACCCUGAAGGAGCUGCAAAGCUCCACAGCGGAGAUUGGAGUAUCUGUCCAUAGGACCACUUUAAGCCGUACACUCCACAGAGCUGGGCUUUACGGAAGAGUGGCCAGAAAAAAGCCAUUGCUUAAAGAAAAAAAUAAGCAAACAGGUGUUCGCCAAAAGGCAUGUGGGAGACUCCCCAAACAUAUGGAAGAAGGUACUCUGGUCAGAUGAGACUAAAAUUGAGCUUUUUGGCCAUCAAGGAAAACGCUAUGUCUGGCGCAAACCCAACACCUCUCAUCACACCGAGAACACCAUCCCCACAGUGAAGCAUGGUGGUGGCAGCAUCAUGCUGUGGGGAUGUUUUUCAUCGUCAGGGACUGGGAAACUGGUCAGAAUUUAAGAAAUGAUGGAAUAGCACUAAAUACAGGGAAAUUCUGGAGGGAAACCUGUUUCAGUCUUCCAGAUAUUUGAGACCGGGACGUAGGUUCACCUUCCAGCAGGACAAUGACCCUAAGCAUACUGCUAAAGCAACACUCGAGUGGUUUAAGGGGAAACAUUUAAAUGUCUUGGAAUGGUCUAGUCAAAGCCCAGACCUCAAUCCAAUUGAGAAUCUGUGGUAUGACUUAAAGAUUGCUGUACACCAGCGGAACCCAUCCAACUUGAAGGAGCUGGAGCAGUUUUGCCUUGAAGAAUGGGCAAAAUUCCCAGUGGCUAGAUGUGCCAAGUUUAUAGAGACAUACAUUUGACAUUUUAGUCAUUUGGCAGACGCUCUUAUCCAGAGCGACUUACAGUUAGUGAGUGCAUACAUUUUCAUACUGGCCCCCCGUGGGAAUCAAACCCACAACCUUGGCGUUGCAAGCGCCAUGCUCUACCAACUGAGCUACACGGGGCAUACCCCAAGAUACUUACAGCUGUAAUUGCUGCUACAAAGUAUUGACUUUGGGGGGGGGUGAAUAGUUAUGCACGCUCAAGUUUUCUGUUUUUUUGUCUGAUUUCUUGUUUGUUUCACAAAAAAAAAUGUUUUGCAUCUUCAAAGUGGUAGGCAUGUUGUGUAAAUCAAAUGAUACAAACCCCCCAAAAAUCUAUUUUAAUUCCAGGUUGUAAGGCAACAAAAUAGGAAUAAUGCCAAGCAGGGUGAAUACUUUUGCAAGCCACUGUAAGUCAGAACCCAUCAGUACUAAGAGGUAGCUUCCUCAUACUAGCUAGGUCUGCUCUGAACAAGUGUCGGUAAAACCCCUGCUCAUCCAGUAGUUAGUAAAGUGAAAGACAGAGUCUUGUCUACAUUAGACCUUCUGUUUCAACAAAAAUACAAUUAUAAUAAACAGUUGAUCAUAAAAAAAAGGACAGAGACUCUGGGCUGAAGCAUGACUCCUAUCUUCAGAGGAUCUUUUACAUUUCUUAAGAAAUGCAUCCUUCCCUAUUUCCUUUCGUCUCUCCUUGACCUCUCACCCCUUCCUGGCUUCCUCUCUUCCAGUUCUUGGAGGGCUCUCAUGAUUCCUUGCUAGCAGGUCUUAUGCAGCGUUCUCUGUCAUACCUUCUUGAGCUGGUUGGCCAAUCAGAGGAGGGCUUUCACCUCUGUGCCUCAUACCUGGAGAUCUACAACGAACAGGUAUGUAUAGCACGCAUGGUAGACACACACACAAACACACAUACACGAGUUACACAUACACGAGUUACACACACACACAAUAGUAACUGUGUGUUCAAAAUCCACUUGUGUGUAUCUAUCUAGGUGCAUGACCUGCUGAACCCAUGUCUGCCAUACUCGUUGGCAGUUCGCGGCAGCAGAACCCAAGGGUUCUACGUAGAGAACCUGUCAGUAGUAGAGUUCCACGACCUGGACAGCUUCAUGAGGCUACUGGAGGGAGGUGAGGGAGAUACAUAUAUUUGAUUAUAUUUUCUCCAUUGAUACACCACGGAUGAAAUGUAAUUUUUCUGUCUCUGCCUGUGCCCCUAAGACUUUUUGUCCUGGUGUGUGUGCUCUGGGCCGGCCUGAGGCAAAAGCGACAUAAGUGACCGCUUAGGGGGGGCCCAUUGAUUUUGUUAGUCACUCUCUCUCAGAUAUCAUAUUAACAUGGCCAAAAUGUCUCUCCAAACUAUGGCAAAAUGUGUAGAAUUGCAGGAAACUUCCUUUAAAUCUGCACAAUUUUCUCUACGCCCCAUGGCAAAAUGUGUAGAAUUGCAGCAAACUUCCUUUAAAACUGCACAACUUUCUCUACGCCCAUGGCAAAAUGUGUAGAAUUACAGGAAAAUUCCACUUAAGGAUCCCAAAAAGCUAGGGCCGGCCUUGUACUAGUCUCUUUCUCUUCCUCCAUCGCUCUCCCUCUGUGUAACAGUUAAUUAGUACCCCCCAUCUCUCUCCCUAAGUGUAACAGUUCAUUUGUACCCCCCAUCUCUCUCCCUAAGUGUAACAGUUCAUUUGUACCCCCCAUCUCUCACCCUCGGUAUAACAGCUCAUUUGUACCCCCCAUCUCUAUCCCUCGGUGUAACAGUUCAUUUGUAACCCCCUUCUCUCUCCCUCGGUGUAAAAGUUAAUUUAUAACCCUCCAUCUCUCUCCCUCGGUAUAGCAGUUAAUUUGUAACCCCCCAUCUCGCUCCCUCGGUAUAACAGUUCAUUUGUAACCCCCCAUCUCUCUCCCUUAGCGUAACAGUUCAUUUGUACCCCCCAUCUCCCUCCCUCGGUGUAACAGUUUAUUUGUAACCCCCCAUCUCUCUCCCUCGGUGUAACAGUUAAUUUGUAACCCCUCAUCUCUCCCUCGGUGUAACAGUUCAUUUGUAACCCCCAUCUCUCUCCCUCUGUGUAACAGUUCAUUUGUAACCCCCAUCGCUCUCCCUCCCGGUGUAACAGUUCAUUUGUAACCCCCCCAUCUCUCUCCCUCAGUGUAACAGUCCAUUUGUACCCCCAUCUCUCUCCCUGAGUGUAACAGUUAAUAUGUAACCCCCAUCUCUCUCCCUCGGUGUAACGGGGUUUUUUGAACCCCAUCCUCUCCUUGUGAAACUUUUAUUUGAAACCCCCCAUCUCUCCCCUGGGAAAACAUUUCUUUUGAACCCCCCCCCCUCCCCCUCGUGUAACGUUAAUUUGAAAAACUCCCACUCCCCCUGGUUGUAAAAUUUCAUUUGAAACCCCCCCAAACUCUCCCCCUUUUGGGAAAGUUUUUGUAACUUCCAUCUCCCUUCGGUGGAACAGUUCAUUUGUAACCCCCAUUUUCCCCCUUGGUGUAACAGUUAAUUUUUUGAAACACCAAUCAAUGUCCCCGGUGGAACAGUUCAUUAAAAACCCCCCUCUUCCCUCUGUGUAACAUUUAUUGUAACCCUCAUCAUCUCCCCGGUUUGUAACAGCUUUUGAAACCCCUAUUCUUCACUCGUGUAAAUUUAAAUUUUGUAACCCCACAUCUUCUCCCUCAGUGUAACAGUUAUUUGACCCCCAUCUCUUCCUCGAGAACAUUUAUUGAAAACCCUAUUUCCCCCGGUUUUAACAUCUUUUAAAACCCCCCAUCUCCCCCCCGGUGUAUCAUUUAUUUGUAACUCCCCCAUCUUCCCCCUCAGUGAACAUUUAAAUUUUGUAACCCCCCAUCUCUCUUCCUCGUGUAACAGUUCAUUUGAAACCCCUGUUAGAUUAAUUUGGUUUUUUAAAAAUAAAAUAAAGGAUUUCCCCCCAAAUACAGUAUAAAUUUUAGAAAUCAUGUAGUGUCAACCCUCUAACGAGGGGGGGGUAAAAAAUUCAAGGGUGAAAGGGGGAAAGGGGAAAAAGUUUUGAAAGCCCCCUAAAGGUGGGAGGAGCAAGUUCAGGAGGUAAAAACCCUAUGUUGUGUUUUUUGGCGGGGAAGGGCCCCCCUGAAUAAAAAAAAAGAUAAUACUUGUGGGUUUUGGAUUGAAUCUUGAUAUUAAAAAAAAAGCCUUACAACCCUGGUAAUGAUUCAAGCUUAGGUUGAAUAGAGAUAGAAAUUCAGUAAACAACCCCCACUUUCCCUUUGGUUGUAACAGUAAUUUUAACUCCAUUCUUUUUCCCCCUGUGUAAAAAAGUCCCUUGAAACCCCGUCUUUUCCUCGGUUUUAAAUUCAUCGUAACCCCCUUCUCUCUCCCCGGGUAACAGUUAUUUUUACCCUAAAGGUUUUCCCUUGUGCAACGUUCUUUUUAAACCCCCCUCUCUCUCCCUUGGGUUUUAAAAGUUAUUGAACCCCCCAUUUUAUCCUCGGUUUUUUAAAAAUUAAUUUUUAACCCCCUUUUCCCCUCCCUGGUGUAACGUUAUUUUUAACCCCCCAUCUCCCCCUUUUUGUAAUAGUACAUUUGUUACCCCCCCUCUCUCCCCUGGUUAUCGUUCAUUUGUACCCACCAUCCUCUCCCUGGGGUAAACAGUUAAAAUUUUAACCCCAUCUCCUCCCUCGGUUGAACAGUUCUUUGUAACCCCCAAUCUCUUUUCCCCCCGGGGUAAAGUUAAAUUGUAACCCCAUCCUCUCCCCCGGGGUGUAACAGUUCAUUUGAACCCCCAUCUCUUUCCCUCUGGUUUAAAAAUUUAUUUUUAACCCCCCCUUUUCCCCGGGGGUAAAGUUCAUUUGUAACCUAUCUUCUCCUCUGUAUAACAUUCAUUGUAAACCCCAUCACUCCCCGGGGUAACUGUUUUUUUGUAACCCCCAUCCUUUUUCCUCGGUGUAAAAAGUUUUAUUGUACCCCCAUCUCUCCCCCCGGUGUAAAGUUCAUUGUAACCCCCUCUCUCUCCCUUAGUGUAAAAGUUUUAUUGUAACCCCCCCCCCCCCCUCUUCCCUGGUUGGAAAAGUUUAUUUUGUAACCCCCCUCCUUUCCCUCGGGGUAACAGUUCAUUUGUUAACCCCCCCUCCUCUCCCCGGGGGUAACAGUUUAAAUUUUUUUCCCCCAUCUCCUCCCCCGGUGUAAAGUCAUUUUUAACCCCCAUCUCUCUCCCCGGGUAACAGUUCAUUUUUAACCCCCAUUUCCCCCCCUCGGGUUUUUUAAACAGUUUUACUUGUAAUCCCCCUCUCUCCCCUUAGUGUACGUUAUUUUUAACCCCCCCCCCCCCCCCCCCCUUCUUCCCUCGGUUUAACAGUUUAUUUGUAACCCCCCUCUUUCCCCGGUGAAAAAGUUUAUUUUGUUACCCCCCAUCUUUCCCUCGGUGUAAAAGUUUUAAUUUUUACCCCCCAUCUCUUCCCCGGUGUAACAGUUCAUUUUUAACCCCAUCUCCUCCCCCUGGAACAGUUUAUUUGAACCCCAUCUCUCCCUCGGUGUAAAGUUAUUUGUAAACCCCCAUCUCUCUCCCCUGGAACAGUUCAUUUUUAAAACCCCACACUUCACUCGGUUUUAACGUUCAUUAACCCCCAUCUCUCUUCCCCCGGUUAACAGUUAAUUUAACCCCCCAUCCCUCCCCCGGGGGGGGGAAAAAAAGGUUAAUUUGUAACCCCCCCAUCUUCUCCCCUUUUGAAACAUUUUUUUGUAACCCCCAUCUCACUCCUUCCUCGGUGUAACAGUCAUUUGUUACCCCCCCCAUCUCUCUCCUCGGUUGUACAGUUUUUGUACCCUCUCUCUCCCUCGGUGUAACAGUUCUUUAACCCCCCAUAUCUCUCCCUCGGUGUAACUUAUUGUACCCCCCCCCCCCCCUUCCUCUCUCCCUCGUAAUAGUUCAUUGUACCCCCAUCUUCUCCCUUGGUGUAACGGUUCUUUGUAACCCCCCUCUCUCUCCCUCGGUUAACAGUUAUUUACCCCCUCCUCUCCCCUGUAAACAUUUGAAACCCCCAUCUCUCCCUCAGUGUAAGUUAUUUUCCACUCUCCCUCCGGUGUAAGUUCUUUUAACCCAUAUCUCCCUCGGUGUAGCAUUCUUGUACCCCCUCUUCCCUCGUUACAGUUCAUUUUAAAUCCCUCUCUUUCCCUCUGUUACGCCAUUUGUAAACCCUUUCUCCCCGUGUAUCAUUCAUUGUAACCCCUCUCUCUCCUCUGUGUAACAGUCAUUGUACCCCUAGUCCUCCCUCUUACUUUUUAAACCCCAUCUCUCUCCCUGGUGUAAAGUUUAUUUGUACCCCCAUCUCUCCCUCGUGAAAGUUAUUUUACCCCCCAUCCUCUCCCUCGGUGUAACAGUUAAUUGUACCCCAUCUAUCCCUCUUUAACAGUUCAUUUUACCCCCUCUCUCUCUCCCUCGGUGUAUCAUUCAUUGUCCCCAUCUCUCUCCCCGGUGUACGUUCUUUUAACCCCAUCUCUCUCCCUUGUGUACGUUCAUUUGUAACCCCCCUCUCUCCCUCGGUAACGUUCACUGUACCCCAUCUUUCUCCCUCUUGUAUCAGUUCUCUGUACCCCAUUCUCUCUUCCUCGUGAACAUUCAUUGUACCCUCAGCUCUCCUCGGCACAGUUCUUUAUACCCCCAUCCUCUCCCUGGUACAUCAUUUACCCCCAUUCUCCUCGUGUAACAGUUAUUUGUAACCCCAUCUCCUCCCUCGGUUACAGUUCAUUUGUACCCCCAUCUCCCCUCUUGUAAUAGUCAUUUUACCCCAUCUUCUCCUCGUGUACGUUCAUUGACCCAUCCUCUCCUGGUAACGUUAAUUGUACCCCCUCUCCUCCCUCGUGUAAUUCUUGUAACACUCUCUUUCCCUCUGUGAACUUAUUGUACCCCCAUCUCUCUCCCUCGUGAACAGUUUUGUACCCCUCUCUCCCUCGUUAACAUUUAUUUACCCUCACUCUCUCCUCUGUUACAGUUAAUUUUAACCCCAUCACUCUCACUCUGUACUGUUCUUGUACCCCCUCCUCUUCCGGUGGACAUCUUGUAACCCCCAUCCUCUCCCUCGGUAACAUUCUUUUUAAACCCUCUCUCUCCCUUAGUGUAACCAGUUCAUUUUUGUAACCCCACAAACCCCCCCCCCCUCCCCCCCCCCCCCCAGUUGCUCUCCCCCCGGGUGUAACAGUUCCAUUUGUAACCCCCCAUCAUCUUUACCCUUGGUGUAAAACAGUUCAUUUGUUGACCCCCAUCUCUUUCCCAUCGGUUGUAAACAGUUAAUUUGUACCCCCCCCAUCCUCUCUCCCUCCGGGUAACAGUUCAUUUGUAAACCCCUCAUCUCUCUCCCUCUGUGUAAACAGUUUCAUUUUUGAACCCCCCAUUCUCUCUCCCUCGGUGUAAACAGUUUUCUUUGUAACCCUCAUCUCUCUCCCUCUGUGUAAACAGUUAAUUUUAAACCUACCCCCUCAACUCACUCCCUUCACUCGGUGUAAACUGUUCAUAUAUUUGUCACAACCAACCCCCCCCAUCUCUCUUCCUCGGUGUAACCAGUUAAUUUGGUAACCCCUCAAUCUCUCUCCCUCGGGUGUAUGUAAGAGUUAAUUUGUAACCGCCCAUCUCUCUCCCUCUGUGUAACAUUUAAUUUGUAACCCCCAUCUCUCUCUCCCUCGGUGUAACAGUUCAUUUGUUACCCCCCAUCUCUCUCCCUUGGUGUAACAGUUAAUUUGUACCCUCUAGGUCUCUCCCUCUGUGUAACAGUUCAUUUGUAACCCCCAUAUCUCUCUCCCUCGGCGUAUCAGUUCAUUUGUAACCCCCAUCUCUCUCCCUCGGUGUAACAGUUCAUUUGUAACCCUCAUCUCUCUCCCUCUGUGUAACAGUUCAUUUGUAACCCCCACCUCUCUCCCUUGGUGUAACAGUUCAUUUGUACCCCCCCAUCUCUCUUCCUCGGUGUAACGUUAAUUUGUAACCCCCCAUCUCUCUCACUCGGUGUAACAGUUCACUUGUAACCCCCAUCUCUCUCCCUCGGUGUAACAGUUCAUUUGUAACCCCCAUCUCUCUCCUUCGGUGUAACAGUUAAUUUGUAACUCCUAUCUCUUUCCCUCUGUGUAACAGUCCAUUUGUAACCCUCAUCUCUCUCCCUCUGUGUAACAGUUCAUUUGUAAUCCCCAUCUCUCUCCCUCUGUGUAACAGUUCAUUUGUAAUCCCCAUCCCUCUCCCUUGGUGUAACAGUUCCUUUAAAACCCCCCAUCUCUCUCCCUCGGUGUAUCAGUUCAUUUGUACCCACAAUCUCUCUCCCUCGGUGUAACAGUUCAUUUUGUACCCUCUAGGUCUCUCCCUCUGUGUAACAGUUCCUUUAUAACCCCUCAUCUCUCUCCCUUGGUGUAACAGUUCAUUUGUAACCCCCCAUCUCUCUCCCUCGGUGUCACAGUUAAUUUGUACCCCCCAUCUCUCUCCCUCGGUGUAACAGUUCAUUUGUAACCCCCUAUCUCCUCCUUCUUUGUAAUAGUACAUUUGUUACCCCGCAUAUCUCUCCCUCGGUGUAACAGUUCAUCAGUAAACUACCAUCUCUCUCCCUCGGUGUAACAGUUAAUUUGUAACCCCCCCAUCUCUCUCCCUCAGUGUAACUGUUCAUUUGUAACCCCCCAUCUCUCUCCCUCGGUGUAACAGUUCAUUUGUAACCCCCAUCUCUUUCCCUCGGUGUAGCAGUUCAUUUGUAACCCCCAUCUCUCUCCCUUGGUGAAACAGUUCAUUUGUAACACCCAUCUCUCCCUCGAUGUAACAGUUAAUUUGUAACCCCCCAUCUCUGUCCCUCGGCGUAACAGUUCAUUUGUAACCCCACAUCUCUCUCCCUCGGUGUAACAGUUCAUUUGUAACCCCCCACGUCUCUCCCUCUGUGUAACAGUUCAUUUGUAACCCCCCAUCUCCUCCUUCUUUGUAAUAGUACAUUUGUUACCCCCCAUCUCUCUCCCUCGGUGUAUCAGUUCAUUUGUACCCACCAUCUCUCUCCCUCUGUGUCACAGUUCAUUUGCAACCCUGCAUCUCUCUCCCUCGGUGUAACAGUUCAUUUGUAACCCUCCAUCUCUCUCCCUCAGUGUAAUAGUUCAUUUGUAACCCCCAUGUCUCUCCCUCGGUGUAACAGUUCAUUAGUAACCCCCCAUCUCUCUCCCUCGGUGUAACAGUUAAUUUGUAACCCCCAUUUCUCUCCCUCGGUGUAACAGUUCAUUUGUAACCCCCCAUCUCUCUUCCUCGGUGUAACAGUUAAUUUGUAACCCCCAUCUCCUUCCCUCGGUGUAACAGUUAAUUUGUAACCCCCAUCUCUUUCCCUCGGUGUAACAGUUCAUUUGUACCCUCCAUCUCUCUCCCUCAGUGUAACAGUUCAUUUGUAACCCCCAUAUCUCUCCCUCGGUGUAACAGUUCAUUUGUAACCCCAAUCUCUUUCCCUCUGUGUAACAGUUCAUUUGUAAUCCCCAUCUCUCUCCCUCGGUGUAACAGUACAUUUGUAACCCCCCAUCUCUCUCCCUCGGUGUAACAGUUAAUUUGUAACCCCACAUUUCUCUCCCUCAGUGUAACAAUUCCUUUGUAACCCCCAUCUCUCUCCCUCGGUGUAACAGUUCUUUAGUAAACUACCAUCUCUCUCCCUCGGUGUAACAGUUAAUUUGUAACCCCCCCAUCUCUCUCCCUCGGUGUAACAGUUAAAUUGUAACCCCCAUCUCUCUCCCUCGGUGUAACAGUUCAUUUGUAACCCACAUCUCUUUCCCUCUGUGUAACAGUUCAUUUGUAACCCCCAUCUCUCUCCCUCGGUGUAACAGUUCAUUUGUAACCCUCAUCUCUCUCCCUCUGUAUAACAGUUCAUUUGUAACCCCCAUCACUCUCCCUCGGUGUAACAGUUCAUUUGUUACCCCCCAUCUCUCUCCCUCGGUGUAACAGUUAAUUUGUACCCUCUAGGUCUCUCCCUCUGUGUAACAGUUCAUUUGUAACCCCCAUCUCUCUCUCCCUCGGUGUAUCAGUUCAUUUGUAACCCCCAUCUCUCUCCCUCGGUGUAACAGUUCAUUUGUAACCCUCAUCUCUCUCCCUCUGUGUAACAGUUCAUUUGUAACCCCCACCUCUCUCCCUUGGUGUAACAGUUCAUUUGUAACCCCCCAUCUCUCUUCCUCGGUGUAACGUUAAUUUGUAAACCCCCAGCUCUCUCCCUCGGUGUAACAGUUCACUUGUAACCCCGAUCUCUCUCCCUCGGUGUAACAGUUCAUUUGUAACCCCCAUCUCUCUCCUUCGGUGUAACAGUUAAUUUGUAACUCCCAUCUCUUUCCCUCUGUGUAACAGUCCAUUUGUAACCCCCAUCUCCCUCCCUCUGUGUAUCAGUUCAUUUGUAACCCCCUUCUCUCUCCCUCGGUGUAACUGUUCAUUUGUACCCUCUAGGUCUCUCCCUCUGUGUAACAGUUCCUUUAUAACCCCUCAUCUCUCUCCCUUGGUGUAACAGUUCAUUUGUAACCCUCAUCUCUCUCCCUCUGUGUAACAGUUAAUUUGUAACCCUCAUCUCUCUCCCUCUGUGUAACAGUUCAUUUGUAAUCCCCAUCUCUCUCCCUCUGUGUAACAGUUCAUUUGUAAUCCCCAUCCCUCUCCCUUGGUGUAACAGUUCCUUUAUAACCCCCCAUCUCUCUCCCUUGGUGUAACAGUUCAUUUGUAACCCCCCAUCUCUCUCCCUCGGUGUAACAAUUAAUUUGUACCCCCCAUCUCUCUCCCUCUGUGUAACAGUUCAUUUUUACCCCCCAUCUCUCUCCCUCAGUGUAACAGUUCAUUUGUAACCCCCCAUCUCUCUCCCUCGGUGUAACAGUUAAUUUGUACCCCCCAUCUCUCUCCCUCUGUGUAACAGUUCAUUUUUACCCCCCAUCUCUCUCCCUCAGUGUAACAGUUCAUUUGUAACCCCCCAUCUCUCUCUCUCAGUGUUACAGUUCAUUUGUACCCCCCUUCUCUCUCCCUCAGGGAUGCAGAACAGACAGAGCUCCUCUCACUCCCAGAAUGAACAUUCCAGCCGCAGUCACGCCAUCCUAACUGUCUACGUCAAGGUACACACACGCUUCUGUCCCUCUCCUUGCCUCAAACCAGAGACCAUCUGAACACAUCAACAACUUCCUCCCACGAAGCAUUGUUACCUAUCGCUCCACAAAAGCUGCAGCCCUUGCAGAGCAAGGGAAACAACUAUUUCAAGGUCUCAGAGCGAGUGACGUCACCGAUUGAAACGUUACUAGCACGCAUCGCUAACUAGCUAGCCAUUUUACACCAGUUACACACACACACACAGGCUCCCUCUGUCUCUAUGGUAGAUCUAGCAAGGCUGGGGGGCGAGAGAGUUACCCCUUCCUUCCUCCCUCUCUCCCUCCUCACUUCUCUCUCUCUUUCUCGCUCUCUCUCUCCCUCCUUCUCUCACCCAGGGCAUGUUGACUCAGGGGAAGCUGUGCGUAGUAGACCUGGCAGGCAGUGAGAGGGUGAGAGAGGGAGACUCCAUAGAGGAACUAUUGGAAGAGACAGGCAACAUCAACCGCAGCCUGCUUACUCUGGGUACCAGUUUUAAUGUUGUGUGUGUGUGUUUGUGUGUAUGUGUAUCAAUGUGUGUUUGAGCAUAGUGUGUGUAAUGUUGUCUGUGUUUAAUGUUAUUUAUGUAUGUAUGUAUAAAUGUGUGUGUGUGUAUGUGUGUGUGUGUUUGUAUCAAUAUAUGUGUGCGUGUGUUCUACAGGGAAGUGUAUCUCGUCUCUGGUGGAUCCUAAGAAGAGGAAUGGCCAUAUUCCCUACCGGGACAGUAAACUCACCAAGCUGCUCUCUGAAUCGCUGGGAGGAUCUGGCAUCACUCUCAUGGUACAGUAGAUCUAUAGUUUGUGUGUGCAUUUUAUACAAAUAUUUACGUCUGUGGGCUUUACAUGUCCCAAAACAAAUAUUGUGUGUGUGUUGUCCUAGAUUGCAUGUGUGUCUCCCACCUUGGGCAAUCUCCAGGAGACCCUGAACACACUUCGAUACUCCAGCAGAGCCAAAAGGAUCAAGAACAGACCAAUGGCCAAGAGGGUAACUUAACAUUUUAGUUCUAGAACAUCCUUUCUACCCAUUCUAGAAUAUCCUUUAUAUGUAUUCUUGUUCUAGAAUAGCCCUUCAAUACAUUCUAGAAUAUCCCUUCAACCCAUUCUAGAAUAUCCAUUCUAGAAAAUCCAUUACAUUUCUAGAAUAUCCAUUCUACUCAUCAUAUUUCUACACCAGGACCUGCGUGAGAAGUUGGUGGUCAGCCUCCAGAGAGAGAUCUGCCGGCUGCGCCAGGAGAACCUGUUGCUACAGCAACACCUCUCCUCAGCCCACAAGGCUGGGGCAAGGGGGUCUGGGCUGGAGACAAAUCACCCUGGGAGUAUGAGUUAUUUUCCUCAGCAUGCAAAGGAGGUGGCCGGGGCCAGGACAGGCUCCUCCUGCUCUGAGACCAGCCUCAGGAUCCUGCUGCAGGAGCUGAUGAGAGAGAACGACAAGCUACAGUGA
Molecule: messenger RNA, 14722 nt
Organism: Coregonus sp. 'balchen'
Lineage: Eukaryota; Metazoa; Chordata; Actinopteri; Salmoniformes; Salmonidae
Source: the annotation of a GenBank genome assembly